Molecule: messenger RNA, 3632 nt
Organism: Colossoma macropomum (tambaqui)
Lineage: Eukaryota; Metazoa; Chordata; Actinopteri; Characiformes; Serrasalmidae
Gene: slc44a1b
Product: solute carrier family 44 member 1b
Exons: 15
Coding region: 70-2328 (752 amino acids)
Biological process (GO): transmembrane transport
Cellular component (GO): membrane
Molecular function (GO): transmembrane transporter activity
Source: RefSeq, a predicted model, not a curated record
UUCUGUAUCGCAGCUUGGCAGCUCCAUGCUGUUGCUGUAGUUCACACGUAAUGCUGCACACUGCAGAAGAUGAGCGAGAAGAGAAGGUCAACAUCAGGCUCCUUUCAGCCGAGGACCAGGUGGAGAAAGAGGGCAAAACGAGAAUGGAAACCCCUGGAGGACCGAAGCUGUACGGAUUUGCCAUGGUUUCUGCUCUUCACGCUCUUCUGCGUGGGAAUGGGUGCUAUCUGUGGGUACACCAUAGUGACGGGAGGCGCAGCGAGGCUGGUGUUUGGAUAUGACAGCUACGGGAACACUUGUGGUCAGCGCAACGAGGCCAUCGAAGGGGUCAAGCUGAGCGGCCUGGACCAUACGGACAGGAAAUAUGUGUUCUUCCUGGAUCCCUGCAACAUAGACAUUGUUCAGAGGAAGAUUAAGUCGAUGGCCCUCUGUGUGUCACAGUGUCCCACUGAGGAGAUGAAGACGUAUGGGGACCUACGGCGCUUUGCCAUGAUCAACGGCUCAGAGCUCUGUUCCUAUGAGCUAGCUGGCCAUAAGUACCCGAGCCUUCCAGAGCGCUAUGACAAGUGUCCCAAACUUCCAGUUCCACAGAGUAAAGCUCUGCCGUUGUUUAACCGUUGCACGCCUGUGGACAUCUCCUGCUAUUCUAAGUUUGCUGAAGCGGUGGUGACGUUUGUCAGUGAUAACACAGUGCUCCACAGACUGAUCGCUGGGGUGGUGGCCAGUAAAGAGAUCAUUGUUGGGCUCUGUCUGUUAGCGUUAGUGCUCUCCAUGAUUCUGAUGGUGAUCAUACGCUACAUCUCUGCUGUCCUGGUGUGGAUUCUCACUGUUAUCGUGGUGCUGGGCUCUCUAGGAGGCACCGGCGUUCUGUGGUGGUUAUAUAUAGACCACAGACUGACGAUGAACGAGACUGUGGCUAAAGAUUUAAAGGAAGUAAAAGAAACGAAUGGGGAAACAGAGGCUUCCAAAGACCACAUGCAAGCCCUCCUGGUCUAUGCCAUCUCAGCAACUGUGUUCACGGUGAUUCUGCUGCUGCUGAUGUUGUUUAUGAGGAAGCGAGUAGCUCUGACUAUUGCUCUGUUCCACGUGGCUGGGAAGGUGUUUAUCCACCUGCCUCUGCUCGUACUGCAGCCUUUCUGCACCUUCCUUGCCCUGUUCCUCUUCUGGGUCUACUGGAUCUUGGUGCUCCUCUUCCUCGGAACCACUGGGAUUCCUGAGAAGAACGAGGAGACAGGACUGACGGAGUUCAGGCUGAGUGGUCCCCUGCAGUAUCUGACCUGGUACCAUGCUGUGGGUCUCAUCUGGAUCAGCGAAUUCAUCUUGGCGUGUCAGCAGAUGACUGUAGCUGGAGCUGUGGUCACAUACUACUUCACCAGGGACAAGAACAAACUCCCUCUGACUCCCAUCCUGUCAUCUGUGUUGCGUUUGAUGCGUUAUCACCUGGGCACUGUGGCCAAGGGCUCUUUCAUCAUCACCCUGGUCAAGAUCCCACGCCUCAUACUCAUGUACAUCUACAACCAGCUCAAAGGAAAGGAGAACGCAUGUGCGCGCUGUUUGCUGAAGGCAUGUAUUUGCUGCCUGUGGUGUUUGGAGAAGUGCCUCAAUUAUCUGAACCAGAAUGCGUAUGCAGCAACGGCCAUCAACAGCACCAGUUUCUGUACGUCGGCGCGGGAUGCCUUUGUGAUUCUAGUAGAAAAUGCUCUGAGGGUGGCAGCCAUCAACACCGUGGGAGACUUUGUGCUCUUCUUGGGCAAGGUCCUGAUUGUGACAUGCACAGCGUUUGCGGGGGUGCUGGCACUGAACUAUCAGAGGGACUACACGGAAUGGGUGCUGCCGCUCAUUAUCGUGUGUCUGUUCGCCUUCCUGGUGGCCCACUGCUUCCUGUCCAUCUUCGAGAUCGUGGUGGACGUUCUCUUCCUUUGCUUUGCCAUCGACACCAAAUACAACGACGGCACGCCUGGCAAGGAGUUCUACAUGGACAAGGCCCUUAUGGAGUUUGUGGAGAACAGCAGGAAGUCAGUGGCCCCGGCAGAACGGGGGCGGAGCAAGCGGUCCCGUGCCCGCGAGGAGGCGGAGCUGACGGAGAUGAAGGCCAUGGUGAGUGGCCCUGUGGGGGGUGCGGCAGGGCUGGAGUGGGAGGCUCUGCAGGAGUUUCUGCUCUACUACCUGCUGCUGUGUGUGCUGCUGGACUGGGUGGUGUCUGAGCAUGCGCUCGUCGUGUGCUUCAGUCAGGACAUGAUCAUCUUCCUCUGUGUGUGCCUGCCCACCUCCACACUCUUCCUGCUGCUCACACUGCUUCAGCACACGCCCAUCACCACUGCAUGCUGACUAACAGUCACCCUCCAUCUAUCCCUUCAUCCAUUCCUCCUUCACUCUGCACGUUGCACUAACAGAGUAUUUUUCUACAUGCUGGAUUCUUUUUCAUUUUUGUUGUCAUUCUUGCCUGACUUUUUUUUUUACUCCUGGCUGUCUUGAACCCAAAGUGCAGCUGUGUAAAUAAUUUUUUUUUUCUGAGGCCUUAUCAUCACCGUGUUGCUUUUGGAGAACAGGAUGAGCUUGGCCAUGCAGGGGAUGGAACUGCCAGGCUGGAAAUGCGGAUGGAAUGAACAGGAGGAGGGAGGGGAAAGAGGUUUUAAAAGCUUAGGCAGCGUACACAUUCCCCGCCGUGAUGGCUUUGAGUCACGCUCCAGCCCCGCGGGUGCUAUCAUUAACUGCACUACUACUUGGUUCUGCACUGGUUACUAUUGAAAUAAGUAUGGUUACAAAUUGCUUUGGGGAAUUUCUUUUCGUUUUGUUAUGUUUCCCACUUGAAUUUCUGGAUCCUGUGAAAGUGCCAGAUUUCCAUUCGAUGCUGUGAAAGGCUGUGAAAAGCAACACUAGUCUUGUGUGUAAAGAUAGAUAGCACUUCUGACAGAGUAUAAAUAAUGCUCAGCUGGACAAAUUGCUGACAGAUUGAAUCUUUUCUCCUGGUUUAGUGUAAAUGUUGGUGAGCUUUUAGCUGGCUGCCUUCUGGUCUUAAGACAGCCUGUCUGCACUUUGCUACUUUCUGUCCUGGCAUGCCCUCUGGUUUCUUUGGCAGUCAUUAUUGACCUUGUUGUCCACUUUGUUUCUUUUCUUGGUCACAUUUCAUCACUUGUAACUAGAGAUGGCACAGUACCACUUUUUAUUUUCCAAUAUCAAAACCUUCAUCAAUACAAUCUGAUAUUUUUCUUCAAAUUCCUCCAAUUUUUAUACAGUUCUGCAUAAUUCAAUCACUGCACUGUAGACAAAGUUAUUCAGGGAGGUUGAGUAAGAUUUUCUUUACAGUGGUGGUGAGUAGAACCAGAGCUCAUGACAUCCACAAAGCAUAAAUACUCAUUUUAUUAACUAUCCAAAAUGACCAAUGAGCCUACACGUGUCUUUUAUAUGCAAUGUUGAUAAUGAUAAAAUAGUGGUAAAUCUGAAAAAAUAAAGUUUCUUUGGGUACUUAUUUGCCUUACAACAUCGGUCAUGUACCAUUAUGCUUUGUGGGUCCUUAAAAAAUAUGUUUUAAGCCAAAACCUUUUCUCAAAACUAUUGUAAAGCAGUGUCUCAGACACCAGUCAGUGUGUUUGUAACCAUUUUAUGGAAUAACUUUCUGUGGGGGAGCUUUC